CGCGCCCAUUCCCCCUCUGCGCAAGCUCACAUGGCCAUUUACCACCCCGUGGUUUUACUGCACUGGAUGAUGUCUGUGCGUCGCCGUCGCCGUCGCGUCGGGCCCUAUUAAAUUCCUCCGCACCGCACCCCGGCCUGUCUCCCAACCGCCGCGCGCGCGCGCAGAACCAACCAACUUAAACCGCCAACACCGAGCCCAAGGCACAAACGUUCCCAUGGCGCGGCUGGUGUCGACGGCGACGAAGGCAAUGGCGGUCGUGGUCCUCGCGGCGGCGUCGGCAGCGCUGGCCGCGCACGACUACGGUGACGCCCUCCACAAGAGCAUCCUCUUCUUCGAAGGCCAGCGGUCCGGCCGGCUGCCACCGAACCAGCGCCUCCGGUGGCGGCAGGACUCGGCCAUCCACGACGGCGCCGAGGCGGGGGUACGGACGGGAGUGGACCUGACGGGCGGGUACUACGACGCGGGCGACAACGUGAAGUUCGGGUUCCCUAUGGCGUUCACGGCGACGCUCAUGUCGUGGGGCCUGAUCGACUUCGGUCGCAGCUUCGGCGCGCACGAGGCGGAGGCCCGGGACGCGGUGCGGUGGGCGACGGACUACCUGAUGAAGGCGACGGCGACGCCGGGGGUGGUGUACGUGCAGGUCGGGGACGCGUCCCGGGACCACGCGUGCUGGGAGCGGCCGGAGGACAUGGACACCCCGCGCACCGUGUACAGGGUGGACGCGGCGCACCCGGGGUCGGACGUGGCCGCCGAGACCGCGGCGGCGCUGGCGGCCGGCUCCAUCGUGUUCCGCGACGCCGACCCGGGCUACUCGCGCCGGCUCCUGGGCCGCGCCGCCGAGGUGUUCGAGUUCGCGGACCGGCACCGCGGGGCCUACAGCGGCAGCCUGCGCGCCGCGGUGUGCCCCUGCUACUGCGACUACGACGGGUACCAGGACGAGCUGCUGUGGGGCGCCGCCUGGCUGCACAGGGCGUCGCGCCGCCGGGAGUACCGCGACUACAUCAAGCGCAACGAGGUGGCGCUCGGCGCCAGCGACGCCAUCAACGAGUUUGGCUGGGACAACAAGCACGCCGGCAUCAACGUCCUCAUCUCCAAGGAGGUCCUCAUGGGCAAGGACGAGUUCUUCCGGUCGUUCCGGGAGAACGCCGACAACUUCAUCUGCAGCCUCCUGCCGGGCAUCUCCGGCCACCCACAGAUCCAGUACUCGCCGGGUGGCCUCCUCUUCAAGGUGGGCAACAGCAACAUGCAGCACGUGACGUCGCUCUCCUUCCUGCUCCUCGUCUACUCCAACUACCUCAGCCACGCCGACGCCCGCGUCCCGUGCUCCUCCUCCUCCUCCGCCGCUGCCGCCUCGCCCGUCCAGCUCCGCCGCGUCGCCAAGCGACAGGUGGACUACAUCCUGGGGGACAACCCGCUGCGGAUGUCCUACAUGGUGGGGUACGGCCCGCGGUACCCGCUGCGGAUCCACCACCGGGCCAGCUCGCUGCCGUCGGUCUCGGCCCACCCGGCGCGCAUCGGGUGCAAGGCCGGGGCGGCCUACUACGCCAGCCCGGCGCCGAACCCCAACCUGCUGGUGGGCGCCGUGGUGGGCGGGCCCAGCAACAGCACCGACGCGUUCCCCGACGCGCGGGCCGUGUUCCAGCAGUCCGAGCCCACCACCUACAUCAACGCGCCGCUGCUCGGCCUGCUCGCCUACUUCUCCCAGCACCCCGACCCAGCGCAGCACUGAUGAACGGGCAGCUAGCUAGCUAGUAGUAGGUGUUGUAGUAGUAUUCUUCCGUUGCUGCUGCUGCUCGUGCUAUUUGUUUUGCAGUAUUUAUGUUUUGGUAGCAUAUAUUGUGCCGAUCCAUUCCUGUAAAAAAAAUGGCAGGAACGAGGAUUGGUCCUACUGCUUGUACUCGUACUAUGCCCCAAGUAAGCUGCUGUAUGGUGGUAAGAUGCAUUCUGAAAUCGCCUUAAUUUCGGAGUUUCAGCGUCGUA
Molecule: messenger RNA, 1980 nt
Organism: Zea mays
Lineage: Eukaryota; Viridiplantae; Streptophyta; Magnoliopsida; Poales; Poaceae
Exons: 4
Coding region: 215-1729 (504 amino acids)
Biological process (GO): carbohydrate metabolic process
Molecular function (GO): hydrolase activity, hydrolyzing O-glycosyl compounds
Source: RefSeq, a predicted model, not a curated record